Messenger RNA from Neoarthrinium moseri, 930 nucleotides. RefSeq lists its product as uncharacterized. Bases 1 to 930 code for a protein of 309 amino acids. The record is from RefSeq and is a predicted model, not a curated record. NCBI's taxonomy places the organism in Eukaryota, Fungi, Ascomycota, Sordariomycetes, Amphisphaeriales, Apiosporaceae. The transcript has a single exon.
AUGGAUCUUCUGGAAGCCUUGAUGAAAGCACCUUCGAAACGCGACGGCAAAGUGCAGAAGAAGCCUGGCAAGCAUGCCGAGAAAUCCGCGUCAGUCGUCCGGAUGAUUCAGGCGGGACAUCACAUAUGGAAGGCCACCAAAGAUCCGGCGAGUAUACCGCAGGCACUGGCUGCUAUUCAGGAGGCUGUACCGAUUUUUCAGGUUAUGGCAAAGUCAGUUUGCGAUACUGCGAAAGUCGCAACAUCUUUCAGCAGCAUCGCCACAACUCUAGGCACGGUCGGGAAUUUGAUAAUAGCCUACCAAGGAGUCCAGGCAUUGAACUUGAUUGCAUCGAACCUCAAAGAUAUCAACAACACGCUGCAAGCCCAGACCGCUUUGAUGUCGAUUGAAAAGUUCCCACAGGCAGUCUAUGAUCUGGUUGAAGAAGCCUUACACAACUUCCCGGACACCGAUGAGGUCUCGAAUUGGUUCUUCGUCUAUCACCCAGACACAAUCUGGACUCCAGGAUUUCACCGGCUGAUCAUGAACCGCGGUCUACACCGCCGGUUCUGUGGACACUCCAAUCAACUGGAUGCCGCUGUCGUGUUCAUGCUUGCCGCUCGAGACUAUUCAGAGCGGGCUACUCGCCAUGGCAAUAAACUUGGGAAACAGCAUCGAAGGGUCAAACUUCACUUGCUAAUUCCCGCCUACCAGGCUGUUGUCAUUAAAGACCCUAUAAGGUUUCCAGAAGCUCUGGGUGACUUUACGAUUCACGGCAAAGUCCACAACAGCCGUCCUUUGGUGUGGAUCAACGUUCCUGAAGACCAACAAAGCCAUCUCGAUGGAGUUGGUAGGUGGCAGGCGCCGCAGAAGCAUUGGCUUGAGACCAUGUUCAUUCCGAUCGAGGUUCUCAAGGCACGUGAGCUAGGACGAUCUACCAACAGCGAAUGA